This is a messenger RNA of Colletotrichum destructivum, 2084 nucleotides long. RefSeq lists its product as uncharacterized. The transcript has 4 exons. Bases 1 to 468 code for a protein of 155 amino acids. The record is from RefSeq and is a predicted model, not a curated record. NCBI's taxonomy places the organism in Eukaryota, Fungi, Ascomycota, Sordariomycetes, Glomerellales, Glomerellaceae.
AUGUUGCCUUCAGUCUCUUUCCUCUUGGCCCUCUGCCCCUUCGCGGCCCUCGCGGCGCCCUCACCUUCUCCUUUCGAGCACGAGAAGAGAGCCAUCACGUGUCUCAGGGUUGGAUCGACUGCAACGGCCAGUUGGACAAACAGCGCCGGCCAGACAUGCACAUUCACGGGCGUGGUUGGAAGCAACUAUGGUGCCAACCUCGCGGGCUCGGGAGACUACUCAUGUAACGGUCGUUGCGGUGCUGGCUGCUCGGGGACCGCCAUAGGCAACGUCUACACGCAGGACUGCUUCUCACACGACAUCUGCUCGUACUUCAACAGCGCGAGUGGCGGUGCCAGUGACCCCAACUGCGGUGCGGCAUACAACGCCGCUGUCGAUGAUACAGCUUUUGGGGCUGUCAACGGCUGCGGGCAGACCAACCCGUCCAACUCUGUGUCUAAGCCUUCAACGAGGCCUACCUGCAGAUGAAUGUACUGUACUGUGAAGGCGAGCCGCGUAAGGGAAAAGUGUGGCAGCAUAACACGGGCUGCAGCGUACUCUGUUUAGCGUCCUUAAAGAAGGAAAGGGGGAAAAUAAGACCACCAAAAUUCCAGAAAGCACGACGAGUGAUACCGCUCCAAGCAUCACGUGCUCCCAUUAAAAUAUCGAGUUAUGUGCUUUAGUAUCUGCCAGCAUCGGCCCGGAGGAUCAUCUUGAACAGCUCUACGUCAUUCCUCGCGUCCGCGGCGCUCGUCUUGGGCGCCUUGCCGUUGACCACGCAGUCGUAGAACUCGAGGAACUCGUUCGUGUACGGGUCCUGGUAUGUCUUCCUGACGGUCCGCUCCUGGAAGCCGUCCUUGCCCACCAGUUCCCUGACGGUCAUUGUGACGGGCAGCCCCUUGACGUAGGGGGUGUCGAAGUUGACGCGGACGAUCUUGUUGGGGGAGUACACCUCGAUGUGGGCGUCAAAUUGCGGCACGUUGCUGAAGCCGGAUUCGUACGUUACGGGGAAGUCGUCGUACUUGAAAAGAACGCUGAAGAUGCCCGGGAAUGUCAGGCAGGCCCCGGCGACGCUCUUGGGCAUGCCAACGAUCUCCCUCAUCGCGGAAAGGUCGUGCGUUCCGAGUCCUCCAAGGAUGCGCAACAUAGUUUGCGAGUUAGAGGUGACCGGCACCCCGAACUCCUUCCCGAGUGCCUGUUCGAAGAUGUCUUCCUCGCGCUUGAGUCGGUCGUUGGUGUCGGCCUCGCUGUAAUCGCUAAACUUGAGAGGAAACGUGCCAGAUUGAUCGACAAAGGUCGAGUUGGGCCCGAUAAUGUCCCGCACCCUGGCGUACUGGAUCUUGUCCAUGCCGCCGACCUCCUCGACGGCGUCUGUGAAAGCAGUUGCGAACCGGCGCAUGGUGCCGACCAUGACCUUGGCCUUAGACUUCUUCUCGGCCUCGAUGAGGAGGUCCAGAUCGCGGAAGCAGACCGAGACGGGCUUCUCGAUGAGGACGUACUUGUCAUUCUGUAGGGCCAGGAUGCCGUGGUCGACGUGAUAUGCGUCAGCGUUGGCGAUCAACACGACGUCGACGUCGGGCGAGGAGCACAGUUCCGCCGCGUCGGAAGUCGUCUUGGGUGUCCCCCCUUGGACCUUCCUAGCGCAGUGGGCGAGGGCUUGCUGGGAUAUGUCACAGAGAUAUGUCGUCUGGUAGCGCUCGUAGAGAAAGUUGAGAUUGGAGAUGUGAUUGACCUGGGUGAUCUCGCCGCAGCCGAUAAUGCCUACCCUGAGGACCCGCGUUUGCUGUUGAGCGGCCAUCUUGGAAAUUGUCUUUGUUGAUUCAACCGGUUACGAUGCGUGGUGGUCGUCGAUUCAAAUCUUAGCCCCAAAGGAUAUGUCUAGUGACGCGAGGUAAACAGCAAGCCUGACGAUGUCUUCUGAAUAUAUGUUUGUUCAAUGCCUCAACGUCGCUGCAACAGUCAGUUAGCUGAUCGGCGGUGCGGGCUUAAAUAUGUAUUGUGGUGAAUUUAGUGUGGGAUCCGGCUCCAGCAAUGUCGUCAGCUCGGACCGAUUGGGUUGAGCCUCAAGCAACAACUGCCACGUGAGGAUGGAUAAGAGACCACUU